AUGUCCUCCAUAACGCAAGAAAUAGAAUCAUUCAAAACGCCCACCGCCAAGGAACUAUCUCCAGUUCCUAAGGUCGGCGACAAGGCGCCAGUACAUCCCAACCUGGACCUCCCAAUAGAUAAACCCACCAUCAUCGUUUUCCUACGCCAUUGUGGAUGUCCCUUCGCCGAAAAAACAUUCAAAAAACUCACCGCACUCAGCACACAAUACAAAGAAGUGCACUUCGUCGCAAUAUCGCACUCCAGUCCCGAAGCGACAGAGCGCUGGGUCGUGAAAGUCGGCGGGAACUGGGAAGUACGGGUGGUCGUCGACUACGAGCGUGAGCUAUACUCGCGCUGGGGAUUGGGAGUUAGCAAUACAUGGCAUGUCCUAGGCCCCCUAACACUUUAUCGCACUCUGAGGUUGGCGAAGGAUGAGGAUAUUUGGAACCGACCGACGGAAAGUGGGAGUAGGUGGCAGACGAGCGGCGCUUUCGCGAUCACGGCCGCUGAUGGUGUAGUCACUUGGGCCAAGGUCGCGGCCUCUGCGGAUGAUAUCCCAGAUUUGGAGGCUGCGAUUGCGAGUUUGGGGGUUAAGGUCAAGCCGAAGCCACCUCCGGAGCCGAGGACGGAGGGGUUCUUGUGA
Molecule: messenger RNA, 624 nt
Organism: Hypoxylon trugodes
Lineage: Eukaryota; Fungi; Ascomycota; Sordariomycetes; Xylariales; Hypoxylaceae
Exons: 2
Coding region: 1-624 (207 amino acids)
Source: RefSeq, a predicted model, not a curated record